ACCCCUCAGACAUACAAAGACAGUGACUUCAAGCAGUACUGGAUGCCUGACAGCAGUUGCAGGGAGUGCUAUGAUUGUGGUGAUAAGUUUACAACAUUUCGGCGACGGCACCAUUGUCGAAUCUGUGGCCAGAUUUUCUGUAGUAAAUGUUGUAAUCAAGAACUGCCGGGAAAAAUCAUUGGCUACAAAGGCGGUAUACGAGUUUGUACAUACUGCUGCAGAGUGGUUCAGAGAUAUGCGUCUACUGGUGACUACAAGGGCCUAGAAGACUUACGGGCAUUUUCUCAGUUGUGUAAUGACUCUGGAAGUUUUGACUUUGGCCGCAGGUCAAUUUCACCAAAACUGUCUCUGGGUAUGGAGGAUGUCACUUCACAGAUCAGAGUUGAUUCACUACCUGAUCUACAAGGAAUGAUUACCUCAGAUAUGCACACACCUUUUGACUUGACUCCUCAGUCAGAGUUCUCCAGUCAGGAGAACCUCUUGUUGGAAAGCAAACUGCUCAUUCAGGACUCUGUGCAGCUGCGAGAGCUGUGGCGUCAAGUCUGUGAUAUAGAGGCUGGAGUUGAGAUCCAGACAAUGAGGGUUCGGCUUCGCACCCACCAGAAUUGCAUUGUGGGUAAGGAGUUGGUCGACUGGUUGAUCAAGAGAGAUAAAGCUGCUUCUCGGGAUCAGGCUUUAGCCAUUGGUCAAGCUCUGUUGUAUGCUGGCUACCUCGACUGUGUGGGGCACCAGUCCAUUAUUUUUAAAGAUGAUUUUACUCUGUAUAGACCAGGAGAGACGGCCUCAGCCUUGGAUAUCCUGGGGCAGCCUGAGACCAUGUCCACCAUCACCGAGGAAAUGGAGAAGAAUGAACCACUGUGGUUCCAGGAGAUUGGCCGAACUGGGGAUGAUGGUGUUGAUGGCCCUAACUUAACCCACUCAAGCCCUUCUGAUGACCAUCAUUCGACUAUGGUGGAUUCUGAAGGACAGAAGAGCAAUUCUUCUGAAUCUGACUCAAAGACUUUGUUUUACACUAAUGAGACAUCAAGGAGUGGAAGCUUCUCUGAAAUGCCCAAAAUUAUGACAAUGAUAUCCCGAGACAUCAUUGACGAGCCCCUUCCGAGACAAGACUCCUCAGUUCAUGGACUUGGAGACGAAUUUCUGAAAGGCGCACUGUUUCUACGCAACCCUCCAGUGCCAAGCUCAGAUCUGGUAACUUGUCCUCAUGGCUGGAGAUCCGUGGACCAGCUCAGGGAGGAGAAUGGAGAGAAGCUGGCAUAUGAAAGGCUGAAAAGAGCUCACAGUGGUCUGUGGCAUGCUUUGACUCGGCAGAUGUUGAGUGAGCAGUGUUUGUUGUCCAGCUGGGAGAUGAUUAUCUACAGUUGCAUCACACAGAUCAGCCACUUUGUGCACCCAGAUGUGAGACUAGAGGGAGAUGAUAUGGACAUACGCAAUUAUGUGCAUAUAAAAAAGGUACCAGGUGGUAACAAGAGUGACACAUCUUUGUUCCAUGGAGUUAUCUUCACCAAGAAUGUAGCACACAAGAAGAUGAAGACUAAGAUUGCAAAUCCUCUCAUCCUCCUCCUCAAGGGCACCAUUGAGUUUCAGAGAGUGGAGAAUAAAUUCUCCUCUCUAGAGCCCCAGAUUUUACAGGAGAGAGAGUUCAUGAGAAACUGUGUGAUGAAAAUGGUGGCAUACAGGCCUAAUGUGGUAGUUGUGGAGAAGUCUGUCUCACGGCUGGCUCAGGAGUACCUCCUCGAGGCCGGCAUCACUCUCCUGUACAAUGUGAAACCUAGUGUCAUGGAGAGGCUGGCCAGGUUUACUCAGGCAGACAUUGUCCCUUCCAUCGAUGGUUUGGUCAGCAAACCAAACAUGGGAUUCUGCCACGACUUCAGGCUUCAGACCUUCACACUUCCAAACAAAGAGACUAAAACACUGGCAGUGUUUGAUGGCUGUGCCACUCACCUGGGCUGUACCAUUGUUCUACGAGGUGGGACUCCAAGUGAACUCAGGAGGGUGAAGUAUAUUCUGAAGUUCAUGACAUACACAGCCUACAACUCCCUGCUGGAGCUAUGUUUCUGUAUGGAUGAGUUUGCCAUGCCCCAACCGGGCGCUGAUGAGCUGGAGCAACCAUUUGAAGGUCUGGAGAGUUCCACUGAGCUCAGCCUUGAUGAUACUUAUAGGAAUGAUAAUACAGAGAAAGCGAACUGGGAUGGAUCACCCAGGCUAAUUGGCAGCAUCAUGUGCAUCAUACCAAAGUCAUCUCUGCCAAUAAUUGUUGGGGGGCCAUCUCAGAUAGAUGUUGAGAGCUGCGCUGAAGCAGACAGAAAUGACUGUAAGAAUGUGUGUGAUUCUGCUGUCAGUGAACAACUUGAGGGUGAUGGUACUGAAAUAUGUUUACCUGAGGAUAAUGUUUUCAGUUCAUCAGAUGCCAACGUUGAUACAGGCAGUGAAACACAUGCCACAGAUGUUGUUGAAGGGGAGAUGCAGAUGAUUACCGCAGUGAAGCCUUCGCCUGGAGAUGAGAAUUUAGCCACCACCAAUACCACAAAUACUUUAAACCUGCCUGAUAGGUGUGGAAUACUCUCCUUUCAGUCACGCCCAAGUACAUCCAUACUUACAGAACUCACAGAUUUCAGUGAUCCGCUGCUCGGAUACCAGAACACCCACGAUGAAUCCAUCUUUAAUUCUGCCAGUGCUCAGAAGAUUGCCCUGAAAGAAAUCAAGCAAACCAAUUACAAACGUUUUAGGAAAGCCCUGGAUGGUGUCCACCUGUCGGUUUCACCCUAUCACAAGUAUUCUGUACCAUUCAUCGAGACAGACAAGGGUUCCCGGUGCCCCGUGAGAAAAUAUCUCCCAGAAGAAAUCUAUUGGUCAAAACUGUUUGAUGGGGAAGAAAAUCAGUGGCAGAUCAAGUCAAAGACCACUGACGUAGAGGCGCUGGCAAAAGUUGCUAGCAAGAACAAUAUACAGAUCCUUGAUCCGCAUUCUCUGAUCACCUGUAAGCUGACUGAGCCAAUCUGGGACAGUAAUACCCAGACUUUACUAGCAGAUUUUCGGGCAAGAGGUGGUCGUAUCCAGCUGGAUGAAGAUACUGGCAGACAAUCACAGGUGGAUGCAGGCAGCAAGAAAGUAGAUGAUUCUCAGGGAUUUGAUCCUUCCAUUUCAGGAUUACUGUGGGAGAAGAAGAUUGACUGCCUUGACCCAACCAACCACCAGAAGUUGAUGGUUUUGUUCAGCAGCUAUUCCUACAAGUCAGCCAACCACCCUUACCCCUGUGUCUAUCCUUGGGUUGUCACCAUGGAGUUUUAUGGACGUAAUGACAUCACCUUAGGAGGUUUUCUGGAGAAAUUUUGCUUCAGGAAACAGUAUUCAUGUCCUUCGGCAACAUGUGACACCCCCAUGACAGACCAUGUUCGUCGUUUUGUCCACGGGAACGCCUGCAUCAACGUCUUGCUGAAGAAUCUGGACAAUGAAGUGCCAGGCGGGAAAGAGAACAUUUUAAUGUGGAGCUGGUGUCGUAAGUGUAAACAGGUAACCCCAGUUGUUCCCAUCAGUGGAGACACUUGGAGCCUCUCCUUUGCCAAGUACCUUGACCUUCGGUUUCACUCAUCAUCAUUUCAACGACGCGGGGCGGCAGAACCCUGUCCACACUCUCUACACCAUGACCACUUCCAGUAUUUUGGUCAUCGGAACAUUGUGGCCUCUUUCAAUAUCACCAUUGUACUACUGGAACAGUUAGUAUUACCAUUGUACUACUGGAACAAUUUGGCCACAGAUCGCUACAGCCUCAUGCUGGAGAACACAAUGAAGCUGAAGCAGGAGUUGACAAGUGAUACUCACAUUAGAGCUAUAUCAGAGAUACUUUUGGAGCAGCAGAAUGACAAGAAGAGUUUCCGAGAUGCGGCCACCAACAUUCAGAUGAAGAUCAACUGUGACAUGACCUUUCACCUCUAUGCCAUAUUUGACAACAUUGAACUCCUCAAGAGGAAAAUAUGUGAGGAUGUCAGCAAGUGGAACACCAGGAUGCAGGAGUUUAUGCUUCUCCAACAGAAGAAACCCCGUGCCCAAGCCUCCAGUAAGAAAGACAAAGAUGUAGGGCAGUCUGCUACAGAGGAGGCAACAGCAUCCAUUUUGUCACAGGCUUCUAAUGUCAAUAGUACCUCAGAAGAUUUGUCAAAUGGUAAGUCUGUUGUGACUACUUCACCGGUAGUCACUGUUAUCAUCCCAGAACUACAAGUAACUGACGCAUCACCUGCAUCACUAGCAGUACCCACAUCAGCAUCAGCAUCAAAAGAAACAACUCCAGCAGUGGAAGGGUCAGAAGAAACGGCAGAGGGAUGGUUCCAGGACCUGAAGGGAGCAACAAGGAGAUGGCUGUCAACAUCUUCAUUCACACCAUUGCCACUUCCUUUCGACCCAUGUGAACAUCAUACGCUACAGAUGUGUGAAAGAGUCCCUGUUGCUGUGUAUGACCCUGAGCCAAGUUCUAUCAUAGCUUAUGCCUUAAG
Molecule: messenger RNA, 4490 nt
Organism: Candidula unifasciata
Lineage: Eukaryota; Metazoa; Mollusca; Gastropoda; Stylommatophora; Geomitridae
Source: the annotation of a GenBank genome assembly